Babesia bigemina is the source of this 270-nucleotide messenger RNA. RefSeq lists its product as hypothetical. NCBI's taxonomy places the organism in Eukaryota, Apicomplexa, Aconoidasida, Piroplasmida, Babesiidae. Bases 1 to 270 code for a protein of 89 amino acids. The transcript has a single exon. The record is from RefSeq and is a predicted model, not a curated record.
AUGGAGAAUGCGACGUUGAUAACUCGUCAAAUGUUGCCUAGCCUUAUCUGUAUUGUCGCCUUUGCGAAAAUAUCAACUGCUCAUAUCGAUACAAAGCACCCGGCCAAUUUAUUCAACGAGAACGCACCGCUCUACGUAAAUGGCCCACAGGUGAACUUCGAGGAAUUAGAACAACUAACAAUGCCCCACUCCGAGCAGACAAACGUGGAGGCGCCUGACUUGGUGGCAAAGAUAACGCUGUUGAUCGAUACGCAGCUCCACAUCCCGUGA